AUGAAGGACGACACGCCAAAGGGAGCUCUCCGCAUCCUGAACGCGGCCAAGGUCCAAGCCGCUUUCAGGAAGCAGGGUCGUGUGACUUCGGAGGACACCGGCGAGCACACUCUGAAGCGGAAGCGCGGCGAGGAGAAGAAGGCGGCCAAGUCCUCCGACGACUCCAAGGCGAACGAGCCCGCGAAGAUCCGAACAGAGGCGGACAAGGAGGCAGCGAAGGCGGAGAAGGCGGCCAAGGCCUCUGGCGAGGAGGGCGGGAAGAAGAAGGCCGGCAAGCCCGAGAUCCCCAAGAUCGGCCCCAACGAGACGUUGGGCGAGUACAACCGCCGCGUCGAGGCGCUCAUGCGCGGGAGCGUGAAUAAGGCGAUCAAGUCGGCGGAGGCGCUGAAGGGGCAGCAGAUCCAGGCCCUGAAGGCCGAGAAGGCGGCGCGUCGUGCUGCAGCUCAGGCAGGUCUUCCGCCGCCCAAGCCCGGCUCCUCGUUCUCGUCUAACCCCCUCCCGGCAGGCGCGGCGGGUAAGAAGGAGCCCUCGCCCUCCCCCGAGCCCGAGGAACGGACGUUUGCCGAGGCGCCGCAGCGCCGCCGCCUGAAUGACAUUGCGCUCGCGCCCCCGCAGCUGCCCAAGAUGCGCCAGGCGAAGAAGACGCCGAGCGAGAUCGGCUCCAAGAUCCCCCUCAACGCGGGACAGAAGCGUAUCAUGGAGGAGGAGCGCGAGCGCGUCAUCCGGAUGUACCGCGACAUGAAGGCGAGGAAGGAGCAGGAGAAGGCGGCCGAGAAGGAGGAGAAGGAGGCGGAGAAGAGGAAGAAGAAGAAGGCGCGCAAGAGCCAGUAG
Molecule: messenger RNA, 831 nt
Organism: Trichosporon asahii var. asahii CBS 2479
Lineage: Eukaryota; Fungi; Basidiomycota; Tremellomycetes; Trichosporonales; Trichosporonaceae
Exons: 1
Coding region: 1-831 (276 amino acids)
Source: RefSeq, a predicted model, not a curated record